AUGUCGAUCGAAAUCGAGUCUGCCGACGUGAUUCGGUUGAUACAGCAGUAUCUCAAGGAGGCGAAUCUCGUGAAGACGCUGCAAACUCUACAGGAAGAAACUGGUGUAUCACUGAACACUGUGGACAGCGUGGAUGGAUUUGUAGCGGAUAUAAAUAAUGGCCAUUGGGAUACAGUUUUGAAAGCUAUACAAUCAUUGAAGCUGCCUGACAAGAAACUCAUAGACUUGUAUGAACAGGUUGUUUUAGAAUUAAUUGAGCUACGAGAAUUAGGUGCUGCACGUUCUUUAUUAAGGCAGACCGACCCAAUGAUCAUGAUGAAGCAACAAGAACCUGAAAGAUACAUUCACCUAGAGAAUCUACUUGCGCGCUCAUAUUUCGAUCCGCGCGAGGCAUAUCCCGAUGGAAGCACAAAAGAAAAACGAAGAGCGUACAUAGCCACCGCUCUCGCUGGCGAAGUGUCGGUAGUACCGUCCAGCAGAUUGCUCGCCCUGUUGGGACAAGCGUUGAAAUGGCAGCAACAUCAGGGUCUGUUACCUCCCGGUACCACAAUAGAUUUGUUCCGAGGAAAAGCGGCGGUUCGCGAUCAAGAGGACGAGAAAUACCCGACGCAGUUAUCUAAACAAAUCAAAUUCGGUCAAAAAUCACACGUGGAGUGCGCGCGUUUCUCGCCCGAUGGCCAGUAUUUGGUGACUGGUUCGGUGGACGGUUUUAUCGAAGUGUGGAACUUCACGACUGGUAAAAUUAGAAAGGACUUGAAAUACCAGGCGCAGGACAAUUUUAUGAUGAUGGAGCAGGCGGUUCUGUCGAUGGCGUUUAGUCGUGACAGCGAGAUGCUGGCGGGUGGUGGUCAAGAUGGUAAAAUUAAGGUCUGGAGAGUGCAGAGCGGACAGUGCUUGAGGAGAUUCGAAAAGGCGCACUCAAAAGGUGUUACUUGCCUACAGUUUAGCAGAGAUAACAGUCAAAUAUUAUCAACUUCGUUCGACACUACUAUAAGAAUACAUGGCCUUAAAUCUGGAAAAACGCUCAAGGAAUUCCGCGGUCACUCCUCGUUUGUCAACGAAGUCAUAUUUUCUCCAGACGGUCACAAUAUAAUCAGCGCGUCGUCGGAUGGAACUGUGAAAAUUUGGAGCUUGAAGACCACCGAGUGCAUAGGCACUUACAAAUCAUUAGGAGCCGCUGAUCUCACGGUGAACAGUAUACAUGCUCUUCCUCGAAACCCGGAGCACUUUGUCGUGUGCAAUCGUUCUAAUACGGUAGUAAUUAUGAAUAUGCAAGGACAGAUAGUAAGAUCGUUCUCCAGUGGUAAACGAGAAGGAGGUGACUUCGUGACUACAGUAGUGAGUCCGCGUGGCGAAUUUAUCUAUUGCGUCGGCGAGGAUCUUGUACUUUACUGUUUUUCUACGUCGUCGGGAAAACUCGAGAGGACGUUGAAUAUACACGAGAAAGACGUAAUCGGCUUGGCGCAUCAUCCCCAUCAAAAUUUAUUAUGUUCUUACAGCGAGGAUGGUUUGCUAAAAUUAUGGAAGCCGUAAAUAAACUAAGAAAUUCUCAUUUCUUUUUACAUUUGACCGCAAAGGAGAAUGUCUUCUUCAUGUAUUAUAAUACAGCAAUUUUACAAGGAC
This is a messenger RNA of Solenopsis invicta (red fire ant), 1623 nucleotides long. It is a transcript of the gene Smu1, whose product is annotated as WD40 repeat-containing protein SMU1. NCBI's taxonomy places the organism in Eukaryota, Metazoa, Arthropoda, Insecta, Hymenoptera, Formicidae. Bases 1 to 1533 code for a protein of 510 amino acids. The record is from RefSeq and is a predicted model, not a curated record. Gene Ontology annotation, molecular function: protein binding. The transcript is spliced from 8 exons. Gene Ontology annotation, cellular component: precatalytic spliceosome. Gene Ontology annotation, biological process: mRNA splicing, via spliceosome.